AUGGCCAGCUCGUCGCACGCCGCCGCCUGGGACGAGACGGCGUAUCCAGUACAAGAUGGCGCACAGUAUCAGGCAUAUGAAGGAUGGCCCGCCUCGUAUGACACUAAUGGUGUGUACGAUCCGGCGUAUGGUCAUGACUAUGCUGCACAGCCCAUGGUAGCGCACGAUACAUACCCACCGUACUAUGACUCUUCAGCCUGGGAGGCAGCACAGUACGAGGGGUACGCCAAAGAAACAGUAGCAUCAAAUGAGAUGGCACCGACUUACACCAGGGCGCUCCAGCCGCAAGGCUUGCCAGACGCUAUGCCAUCGAAUUCCGAACAAGAUCGGCCCGAGGCAUGGGCUAUUGACAGUGACGCAGAUACGGAUGACGACUCACUGGGCGAGGACUUUGAUGCGUACAAGGACUUUAAUAAUGUGGAACAAGGGCCCCAACAUCAUCUUGAUUCACACCCAGAAUCCCACGACAAGAGGCAUCCCUAUGGAGCAGCGCCUCCCAUGUCGUCACGACCUGCAGCGCACCCACUUGUUCAGCUGCCACCGAAUGGUGCUGACCUAUACCCUACCAUCGUUGAUGUGCGACAUGCACAUGGUUUCUUGCCAGACAAACGCGGCACAAAAUCAUAUAACAAAUUGUUGGGCGCCAGCGAUUCCCAAUUGGAUUUGGCGGAUAUUGCGCCUCUGGGUGACGAGUUUACCUCCGAAGAGCGGCAUCGUAUGACGCGGGCCUUUCGUCGGUGGCACCGCCGUAAUCAGCAUCUCGGCAAAAUUGACUCAUGGCUGCGCGGUUAUAAUCCGGUUUGUGGUUGGCUAGGACCUCAAGCCGCACUGAUCAUUGGCUUUGUUUUGGUGGUCAUCAUUGCGGUUAUGCUGUACUUUGUUAUUCCUCGCGUGCCUGAACUUGCGCCUGUGACCAAGGAUCCGUUGACACCUGCCAAUGGCCGUUCGGACAUGGAAUUGGUCGGUUUCCCCACAGGCUUUAGUAUGAACGGCACAUUGCACCUCCGUGUUGAUAACACCGCUGGCUGGGUGCCAUCUCACCUACUUUCACUGCAAACGACGGUCACUUAUAUACCCACCAAGAUGGUGGUAGGCAAAGGCAAUGCCAAGAGCCAAUGGAUCCCUGGGCAUACCAAAUCAGCUCUCAAUAUUCCUAUUAUGUUCUCGCACACGAGCCUAAAUGCUACUGGUGACGAUACUCAACUGGCUUUCCAGGACGCCUGUGCCCAUUUCUCACUAAGUUUGCACGUGGACAUGCAAAUGGACAUUGGUGGCAUUCUUGGCACGCACCAAUCAACGUUUGAUUUAAACGAUAUCGAGUGUCCAUGGGAGUUGCCCAAGUAA
This is a messenger RNA of Malassezia pachydermatis, 1344 nucleotides long. RefSeq lists its product as hypothetical. The coding region runs from base 1 to 1344 and encodes 447 amino acids. Lineage: Eukaryota; Fungi; Basidiomycota; Malasseziomycetes; Malasseziales; Malasseziaceae. The record is from RefSeq and is a predicted model, not a curated record. The transcript has 6 exons.